AUGACUAACCGAUAUUCUGAAUGGCAUUGGAGAAGACAAUCCAGUAACUCAAGCAUCUCGACAGCGCAGAAGAUCUCAUCGUUUAAAUUCAAUCAUUCAGUAAAAGCAUCAUAUUAAUUAACAAUUUUCAAUAAUUAUUGCUUUUAUCAAGAUCAACGAAGAUCAAGUAGAUUUACAACUGUUAUAGUAUUUUUUAUGGUUCACUGGCAAGUUCUUUAAGUACGAUUUUCAAGGUAGUUUUUGUAUUUUCUGUUUAUAUUUGUAAGUUUGUAAUCAUGCAAUUUUUCCCCGAUGUGGCGUUUAUAAAUUCUUCCAUAUUUCGCAAUACGUUGAACGUUUCUAAAAUCAAAAAAAUAAUGUAAUUUUAUAAAACAAUUUACUAUGUUAUCUUUCUGCUGGUCAGAAAAAAUAAUAUGAUAGUUAAAUAUCUCCAAAUGAUUAAGUUUCAAAAUUUUCAUUUUGUUUAGUUAUUGUUGCUCUUUUAUAGUGAAUUUAUACAUUAUUUGGCUUUAUUUAAGUUUUGAUUUUAUUAAAGUAAUAAUGAUUAAUAUUAAAAUGGUACUUUCUUUUUUAUGUAGAAUUUUUUUAUUCGCUUUAAAUUACAUGUAUUGCUAAGUACUUGUACAAAAUACUAAAAUUUCGAAUAAUAGUUGCUUUGUAUAAAAUAAUUAACGUUCUUUAUCUUUUUUUUUAAUAUUUUAAUAUUUUAAAAUAUUAGUAAUUAUUAAAUUUGAUUUUAAUGUUUUAAUUAACAUGAAAGUUAUUCUUACCUUUAACAAAAAGAACAAUGAAAUGACUAAACUUAAAAUCCCAUGCAUUCUUACUUAUAACUAUGUAAUUAACAUAAUUUAUUUAAUUUAUAUGAUUAUUAAUAUAACUAUUAAUUCAUAAAAGAUAAAGCCCAUAAUUAAACAUAAUUUUUGAAUAUAGGAAAAUGUUACAUAUACUAAAUAGAUUUUUAAACUUUAAGUUAAAGCAAUAUUUUGUGAUGAUUAUAAAUUUUGUAAGUAGAUAGAUUGUAGAAACUUGUUAUUGUACUAAUCAUAUUAUAUAUAUAGUAUUCAUUAAUAAGAAAUUGCAAUUAUAAUGUAUGUAUGAAAAAUCAAUCCAUGUAUAGUACUUACAUAAGUGCUACAUGAUAUAAAGUUAUAUCAUCAGUAUAAUUAUAUUAACAAUGUGUAGAAAUUUUAACUGGGUCUUCAACAGAAAUAUGUAGAAUAUUAUAUUUUUUAAUAUAAUUUUUUUUUCUUAUAAUGUUUUUAAUACAAAACAUAAAAAAUAUAAAGACUUAAUGCACACAAGAAUGUGAUGUACUAUAUAAAAUGUACAAUAUGUUAUUGAAUUACAUAGCUAGCAUUAUCAUUGUGGAAUUAUUAUUUACAUAUUGCAUAUGGUUUAAAAAAUAUCAUUAAAGAUAUUUUGAAAUACAGAAUUUUUAUCAUCAUAUCUUACUAUGAACAAAAAAGAUAAACACAUUUGAGAAAAAGGUAUAAUUUGGUCUAUUAACAAUUUUAUUAUGUAUUUGUUUAAUACAAAUACAAUUAGAAAUUAUUUUAAAAUAACAAUAUUUGUUUUGUUAUUUCUUUAAAUAAUCUGAAGAUGCAGUUAUAUUCAUUAACUUUCGUUUUGUAGCCUUAUAUAGAGUGUAAAUAGAGAAUGUAAGCUUAAUAUUCAAAAUGCUGUUAAAUAUAAUCGUAAAAAUAAGCUGAUAAAUUGUUGCUAUUAUUAGUGUUUACACAUUUUCACGCCUCGUUUUUUCUAGAUAAAAGUUAUUCCUUUUGAAUGUUCUUAAUUCUAACAGCAUUUAAAACGAAAUAUCUAGCUUGAUCGAUAUUUUUUGGAUCAUUUUUAUACUUAAUAGUCUACUUUUUAAUUUAAAUUUCUUUGCUAAAUACUAUUUGUACACUUUUGCUAUAUAAUUUUACUGUACAUCUGAAAAUCAUGCUUGGAUAAAAUUAUAUUUUGAAAAAUAUGCCUAAAAAUAUUAUGAAGAUGUCACAUUUUUAAAAUUUUAAAUAUGCAAAAAAAAUUGCGUGAAUUUUAUCAUUAGAUUGAUUAUGGAACAGUAACUGAAAUGUACUCAUGCGAGGGAAUGUAUUCAUGUAUGAUUAUGAAUGAUAAUGUAUAAUAUGAUCCGUGUUGAUUUUUUUUUUUUAUUAAUUGGAUAUAUAUUUAAAUUAAUAAACAUAUUGGUACUAAUGUGUAAUAUGUUGAAAGUACGAAAGAUUUAAUCACUCUAGAUAUCUUUUAAGAAAAUAUAAUUAUAUACAUAACUUAUGUAUAUAUACAUAUAAUGUGUAUAUACAACAAAAAUUGACAAAUAUUUUAAUAAAUUGAUGCAUUUCUUGAAAGAAUAUCAUUGAUACAUAAUGAAAAGAUAUUUUAAUAAUGUAAAGUAACAUGUUAUACGUUAUUAAUAUCUAAGAUUAAAAAGAAAGUAAAUUUUUUUAUCUAUUUAUUAAAUAGAUUAUAAACAUAAUUAUUUUAGAAAAAAAGAAAUUGAUUCAUUAUUAAAAAUUGUGAAUAUCUUUUAUGUACAAUAUUUUCGUGUGUAAUUUUUAAUUACAAAGUAAAGUUAAAUGUAGAAUUAUGUAUGUAUCAUGAUUAUUGAAAAACAUAAAAUAUACUCUUAUAACAGUGUAUUAGAGAAGUUUUAUAUAUAUGUUAGUGAAAUUUUCAAUGAAAUUUUACUUGAUUUUUAUUUAUAAUGUAUAAAUAUAUAUAUAUAAUUAUACAUAUAUUUAUAUAUCAUACAAAUAGUAUAUUUAUUUUAUUUAUUAUAUAUUAAAUAUAUAUACUUACAUAUUAUAUUUAUUUAGUUUAUAAAAAAUAUUCUCUUAAUAUAUGUGUAUACUAUGUAAGAAAAAGAACGAAGAAAAAAGAAGAUAGGUAUGUAUAAACACAAUUUCAAUUUUUUGCCUUAAAUACACAUAUGUAUUGUCGAAAAAUUAUUUCAUUUAUUUUAUUACAAAAUGAAAUACAGCUUAUUCUAAAAUAUUUUUCUUAUAAUGUUUCCAAUUUAAUUUAUAACAUAUAGUAUAUUAUGUUGUAAUAUUACAAACAUAAUAUUCUUUAUUGUAUGCAAUAUUAUUAACAAUAAAAUACAACGUUAUUGCGCUUUGAUCGAAAAAAUAUUUUUUCGCUAUUAUAUAUGAUUAUGCUCAACUUUAGUAUGUAUCAUUUUAAUAACAUAGUAUAUGCCAGUGAUGUGUUAUUUAACAAAUGCAUAAACUUUUUGGUCUUAUUAUAUAUAAUACUAUUAUAUACUAAUCGUUUAAUAUACUUUAUGUACACUUACAUGCAAAUACAUUUUAUAAUAUGUUAUAUACUUAAUAAAGACUAUAUAUUUUAUCUAUUUUGUUAUCAAAUUAUAUCCCGUUUAUUCCAUGUAAGUUGUAAGUCUAUUUCUUUAAGUAAGUCUAUACUUUUGUAUUUUUAUAUAAAUAAUUUUUAUAAAAAUUUAUUACACGCUUAUAUUAAAUAUUAUAAUUGAUAUAAAAAAUAACAUUUAUAUUUAAUUAAAUUAAUUGAUAUAAAAAAUAACAUUUAUAUUUAUAUUUAAUUAAAUGAUAUGUUUUAAAUAUAUUAAAAAAAAUAAAUAUUUUAUUUAUACAUUUAUAAUUAGACUAUCUCAUCAAAAAAUAUAUGCAAUAUGUAGCAAAGACUACCCAAUGGCUAGCAAAUCCAAGUUGUGA
Molecule: messenger RNA, 3695 nt
Organism: Heterotrigona itama
Lineage: Eukaryota; Metazoa; Arthropoda; Insecta; Hymenoptera; Apidae
Source: the annotation of a GenBank genome assembly